This is a messenger RNA of Macadamia integrifolia, 1747 nucleotides long. RefSeq lists its product as uncharacterized. NCBI's taxonomy places the organism in Eukaryota, Viridiplantae, Streptophyta, Magnoliopsida, Proteales, Proteaceae. The transcript has 5 exons. The record is from RefSeq and is a predicted model, not a curated record. Bases 287 to 1429 code for a protein of 380 amino acids.
AAUUUUGGUUCCCGCCUGAAUCGUGCUUGAUCGUAGAUUGAGAUUCCUCUCUCUCCAAACGGAGGAAAGCGCCAAUCCAAAAUGAGAAAAACCAGGAAAUAAUUUUGAGUUUCCCUCCCACGUAGAUCCAAAAAUCAUCUCCUUUUUAAGAAUCUGAGGUUUCUGGAAAUCAGGAUCAGAAACGUCAAAAAAUUCGAAAUUUAGGACGUCUGGAGCUACUUUGGAUCCAGAUCUUGCGAAUUGAUUUUGUUAGCCCACCCUUUUGUAGUUGAAGUAAAUUGGUAUAAUGACUGGAGAUGAUGGUUCUUCUUCCGAUCGAUGGCACAAAAAUCGUCCCAUUCUGGCUGAUGUUACCAAUCAACACGGUAAAAGAAGGUUAUUGUCCAUUUCCAGCAGCCCUGGUCUAGAUAAGGGAAAUCGAUUCCAGGACAAUGUGGAAGGUAAGGUGCCAGAUUCUGAGUUUGUGCAGAAAGUUUGUCUGGGAGUUGAGAAUUUAGUCAGAGGGAAAUGCAAGCGUGAAUGUAUUGACGAUGGUAAUGGUAAGGAUUUGCCAUUGACGAAACCCAUGGGGCUUUGUGGUUUACUGAAUUCGGGUAGCGGACGUGUCUCUGUAAAGGAUGCAAAACCAUCGGGUAUUUCUGGAAUUGCCAGUGAAAUUAAGGAUCUCCCAACUGUUUUGGAUGGUGAUAUACAAUCCGUAGGAGGCAAUGCAGUGACAAGCAGAACACUAGAAAUUGGUGAUGGAAGGAGAGAUUGUGGCAGUUCUGGUGUUAUUGUGCCUGAAUUUAAAAGUGGGAGCUCUGCAUCAGUUAUUGUUGAAGGAGGGAGCCAAGGUGGUGAAGAAAUUGCUGAAGCUGGUGUUGAGAGAGAUGUCAUUAAGAGCUCUAUGGAAAAUGAAGUAUUGGAAGCUCACUUUCAUGGAGACAAUGAUGAGUUGAUGGAUGGUGGUGAUCUGACCUCAACUAAGGCUACUCUAGCUGGGUCAUCAAGUUACCAGGGCUCUGAACAAGAGAUGUGUGCUGGAUCUGGUUUUGCAGAUGGCCUCAAUGCCAAUCAUGGAGUAGACAUGCUCAGUGUUUGCUCUUGUUCUUUCUGUCUCAAAGCUGCAUAUAUUUGGUCGGACCUCCAUUACCAAGAUGUCAAGGGCCGCAUUGCUGCAUUAAAGAAGAGUCGGAAAGAAGUUAAGUGUUGUGUGGAUAGAAGUUUGAAUCAGUAUGAGACAGACAAAAAUGGUAUGCCCAACUUAAACAUAUCGGAAAAAUUAGAAUUGGAUCUUAUGGGCAGGUGGAAUUCACUUUUCCUUCAUACAGAGGAUAUCUUUGUUCGUGAAAGCACCCAGCUUCAAUCCAGUCUUCUAUCUUUGAAAGAACUGAGAGGGAGCUGCAAGAUUGAACUGGAGAAGACUAAUGGUAUUCCUUCCAACAAGUAAUUAUGUGCUAUCCCAUUAUUUGGGUGAAUAUGUAAAACAUUGGUGAUCUGUGUAACAGUUAUAGAUGUAGACUUUAAUGUCUUUACUUUCUCUGAAAAGUUUCCAGCUGAUGGGGCUGAAAUAUAUUCUCUAUAUCCAUCAUGUUUUGUUUUGUGUUAGUUCCAGUAUAGAUGGUGCUCCAUUUGCAUCUGCAAGGGCUUUACAUAUUAUGAUCCCUGAUUCUGUACCUGAAGAUCUGGAGUUUCUUCGGUUGCUUGAAUUUGCUUAAUGUAAGAACUCUUGGUUUAUAUAUAAUGAUUCAUCUAUAUUCUAUAACAA